AUGCGGCUGGACGAGCCGGCGGAGAGCCUGUACGCGAGCGAGCUGCGGCGGGACCCGCUCUGCUGGGCGGCGCUGCUCGACCGCGCGCGAUUCCGGCUCGAGCGGGCUGCGUGGGGGCUCGCUCUCUCUGACCUCGAGCUGGUCGUGGCGAUGGGGCAGGCGGCGGCGGACGUGCUCAACGACCUCGGCGUCUGCCGCUUCGAGCUGGGCGAGCCGGGGAAGGCGAUGGAGGACUUCGAGGCGGCGCUGGAGGCCGACGAGCAGCACGCCCACGCGACGCUCAACCGGGGGAACUGCCACCGGCUUGCGGGCCGGCUGGCGGAGGCGAGGGCAGACUAUUCUCGCGCGACCAGCCUCGACCCGCGGCUGGUCGCCGCCUUCAACAACCGCGGCGCCCUGUCGCUGGUGGAGGGGCGGCACGCGGACGCGGUGGCUGACCUCGAGGAGGCGGUGCGGAUCGACCCUCACUCCGAGGUGGCGCUGCAGAACUGCGAGCUCGCGGCGGCGGCGAGCGAGCGGACCGGCCUCACCCUCAACGAGCGGGUCGGCGUGACCAGCGUCCUCCGCCCCGACGAGGCGGCACACUCACGCCCCUCACCCACGCGCACCGGGCCUCGGCACUGCCCAUUGCCUUGCGCCGCUCCUGCCCUUUAG
This is a messenger RNA of Emiliania huxleyi CCMP1516, 654 nucleotides long. RefSeq lists its product as hypothetical. The coding region runs from base 1 to 654 and encodes 217 amino acids. The record is from RefSeq and is a predicted model, not a curated record. Lineage: Eukaryota; Haptophyta; Isochrysidales; Noelaerhabdaceae. The transcript has a single exon. Gene Ontology annotation, molecular function: protein binding.